Molecule: messenger RNA, 4567 nt
Organism: Aphanomyces astaci
Lineage: Eukaryota; Oomycota; Saprolegniomycetes; Saprolegniales; Verrucalvaceae
Product: carbamoyl-phosphate synthase, large subunit
Exons: 1
Coding region: 1-4509 (1502 amino acids)
Biological process (GO): L-glutamine metabolic process; 'de novo' pyrimidine nucleobase biosynthetic process
Cellular component (GO): cytoplasm
Molecular function (GO): ATP binding; metal ion binding; carbamoyl-phosphate synthase (glutamine-hydrolyzing) activity
Source: RefSeq, a predicted model, not a curated record
AUGCCACGAGGGAAGCGCACUGCCAGCGACAGCUCUGACGCGACGAGCGCCAAGAAGGCCACCCACACCAAUGCUCUCCUGGCUGCGGACGACGUCGAGAAGGCAACGCUGCACUUUGAAGACGGGACCUCCAUCCCCGGUGUGUCGUUUGGUGCAAAGACGUCUAUGAGCGGUGAAGUUGUGUUCAACACGGGCAUGGUCGGCUACCCCGAAGCGUUGAGUGAUCCAUCGUACAGCGGCCAGAUCCUUGUGCUGACGUUCCCUCUCAUCGGUAACUACGGCGUGCCGUCCCAAGAGAUUGACGAAUAUGGCUUGCCCAAGAACUUCGAAUCGAGUAAAGUGCAAAUUUCCGGGCUCAUCGUGUCCGAGUACUCGUUCGAACAUUCGCACUGGAAUGCCGUGACGUCGUUGGGCGACUGGUUGAAGGCUCACAACGUGCCGGCGCUGUUUGGGCUGGACACGCGCAUGAUCACCAAGAAGAUCCGUGAACAUGGCUCCCUCCUGGGUAAAAUCGAGUUCCCCGAGCACCCGAUCAAGAUUGAAGACCCGAACAAGACCAACCUUGUCGCCAAGGUAUCCCCGAAAGAAGUCAAGGUAUACAACAAGGGCGCGUCGCCCAAGAUCCUGGCAUUCGACUGCGGCAUGAAGCACAACAUCGUGCGGUAUCUGCUGUCCAAGGGUGUGGAGCUCACGGUCGUGCCGUUCGACUACAACUUGGCCAAGAGCAAAUUGCCGUACGACGGCAUUUUCAUCUCGAACGGUCCAGGCGACCCCGAAAUGGCCGACGCCACGAUCCAGUCGAUUCGAUGGGCGAUCCAGCAAGAAGGCGCCAACCUCAAACCGAUCUUUGGCAUCUGCCUCGGCAACCAAAUCCUCGCGCUCGCCGCCGGCGCGACCACAUACAAGAUGAAGUACGGGAACCGCGGGAUGAACCAGCCAUGCAUUGACAUGCGCACCACGCGAUGCUACAUCACCCCCCAAAACCACGGGUUCGCCGUCGACACGGCCAGCUUGCCCGCGGGGUGGAAGACGUUCUUCAUGAACGCCAACGACCACUCGAACGAAGGCAUCAUCCACGAGUUCAAGCCAUUCUUCUCGGUGCAGUUCCACCCCGAAGCAUGCGGCGGGCCCACGGACACGGCGUUCCUGUUUGACAUGUUCCUAGACAAGGUCAAUGGCCACCCCUCCAAGCUGACGCUCAUGGACACAUCUCUGUACGACCGCCCCGUGUUCCGCAAGGUCGUGCUGCUCGGCAGUGGUGGGCUCAGCAUCGGCCAAGCUGGCGAGUUCGACUACUCGGGGUCGCAGGCGAUCAAGGCCCUCAAGGAAGAAGGCAUCCAAGUGAUUUUGGUCAACCCGAACAUCGCGACCGUCCAAACAUCCAAGGGCUUGGCCGACAAGGUGUACUUUGUGCCUGUGCGGGCGUCCACGGUGCUGGAAAUCAUCAAAAAGGAGCGCCCCGACGGCAUCCUCGUGUCCAUGGGCGGCCAGACCGCGCUCAACGUCGGGAUCGAGCUCGAGCAGAGUGGCGCAUUGGCGGCCAACAACGUCCGCGUGAUGGGCACCCCCAUCUCGGUAGUCAUCGACACGGAGGACCGCGAGCGCUUCAGUGCCAAGCUGGCCGAGAUCGGCGAGACCAUCGCCCUCAGCAAGCCGGCCAAGACGGUGGAAGACGCCGUGGCCGCCGCCAACGAGAUCGGGUACCCCGUGCUCGUCCGCGCCGCGUUUGCGCUGGGCGGGUUGGGCUCUGGCUUUGCCGAGAAUGACAAGGAGCUCCGCGCGCUGGCCAAGAAGGCGCUGCACGGCGCGGGCAACAAGGUCGGCGACCGGCAGAUCCUGAUUGACCAGGACCUUCGCGGGUGGAAGGAGGUCGAGUACGAAGUCGUGCGCGAUGCCAAGAACAACUGCAUCACUGUGUGCAAUAUGGAGAACUUUGACCCCCUCGGCAUCCACACGGGCGACUCGAUUGUCGUCGCGCCGUCUCAGACCCUCAGCAAUGCCGAGUACUUCAAGCUUCGAUCCACGGCGCAAAAGGUUGUCCGCCAUCUUGGCAUUAUCGGCGAAUGCAACAUCCAAUACGCGCUGGACCCGCACUCAGAGCGGUACUGUAUCAUCGAAGUGAACGCGCGGCUGUCGCGCAGUUCCGCGCUCGCGUCCAAAGCGACGGGGUACCCGCUGGCGUACGUGGCGGCCAAGAUUGCCCUCGGUAUCGACCUCGUGAACAUCAAAAACAGCAUCACCAAGACAACCACGGCUUGCUUUGAGCCGAGUUUGGACUACUGUGUCGUCAAGAUGCCCCGAUGGGACUUGAAAAAGUUCAACCGCGUGUCCAACGACCUCGGCAGCUCCAUGCUCAGCGUCGGCGAAGUGAUGAGUGUUGGUCGUAACUUUGAAGAGUGUAUUCAAAAGGCAGUUCGGAUGGUCAACCCCAACUUGGAUGGACUGAACGCACGCCCAGUCGACUACACGGCGGACAAGGCCGAGAUCGAGACGAACCUGAAGAAGGCGACGGACGAGCGGCUGUUUUACGUGAUCGCGGCGCUCGAUGCCGGCUACACGAUCGACCAAGUGCACGCGUUGACCAAGAUUGACCGGUGGUUCCUCUCCAAGUUGCAGCACAUUUCUGGCCUCCGCAAGGGUAUGAAGACCCUCGGGUCGCUAGACAAGCUCAGUGUGAACAACUUCAAGACACUGAAAACGUAUGGCUUUUCGGAUCGCCAGAUCGCGCAUGAAGUCGCUAGCACUGAGCUCCAAGUCCGCAACCGCCGCAAGUCGUUUGGCGUGGUGCCGUUUGUCAAGCAGAUCGACACGCUCGCGGCAGAGUACCCGGCGCAGACCAACUACCUGUACAUGACGUAUUCAGGCAUGGAGGACGACAUCCCCAUGGACGACCACGGCGUGAUGGUGCUCGGGUGCGGCGCCUACUGCAUCGGGUCGUCGGUCGAGUUUGACUGGUGCGCCGUGUCGGCAGUCCGCACCCUGCGCGAACUCGACUACAAAGCCAUUGUGGUCAACUACAACCCCGAGACGGUCAGUACCGACUACGACGAAAGCGACCGGCUGUACUUUGAAGAGCUCAGCUUUGAGCGCGUGCUGGACAUUUACGACCGCGAAAACGCGCACGGUGUGAUAGUAUCUGUGGGCGGCCAAAUCCCCAACAACUUGAGCAUGCCGCUGCACAAGAUGGGCGUCCGGCUGCUCGGGACGUCAGCCGAGUCGAUCGACAAGUGCGAAGACCGCAACAAGUUUAGCGCGCUGCUCGACAAGAUUGGCGUGGACCAGCCCAAGUGGACUGAAGUCACGACGACGACGGCCGCGGAAGCGUUUGCCCGCGAGGUGCAGUACCCCGUGCUCGUCCGUCCGUCCUACGUGUUGUCGGGGGCGGGUAUGAUUGUCACGUCGUGCGAGGCCGAGCUUCGCGACUACCUCAACAGCCCCAACGUGGCCACAUCCAAGUCGAUUUGCAUCUCCAAGUUCAUCCUGAACGCGAAAGAAGUCGAGUUUGACGGCGUCGCCAAGGACGGCCACAUCCUCAACUAUGCCAUCUCGGAGCAUGUCGAGAACGCCGGCGUGCACUCGGGGGACGCAACGCUCGUCCUCCCGGCGCAAAAGCUGUACGUGGCUACGAUCAAGCAGGUCAAGCGCAUCGCGUCGGCCAUCGCGCGAUCGCUCAACAUCACCGGACCGUUCAAUAUCCAGCUCAUGGCCAAGGAAAACGAAGUCAAAGUGAUCGAGUGCAACCUCCGCGCGUCGCGAACGUUCCCGUUCAUUUCCAAGACGUUCGACUUGAACUUUAUCGCGCUGGCGACCCGCGCCAUGCUCGGACUGGCCGUCAAGCCCGUGCCCAUUGCCCUAAUCGACAUUGACUAUGUGGCUGUGAAGGCGCCGCAGUUUUCCUUCACGCGGCUGCACGGGGCCGACCCGACGCUCGGCGUCGAGAUGGCGUCGACGGGCGAAGUCGCGUGCUUUGGCACAGACAUGCACGAAGCGUUCCUCAAGGCAUUGCUGAGUGCUGGCUUCAAAAUGCCCAAGGAGCAAAAGACGAUCUUGCUGUCCAUUGGCAACGACGACAUGAAGCGGGAGUUCUUGGACAGCGCCAAGAUCUUGGACGAGCUCAAGUACAACCUGUUUGGCACGCCCGGCACGGCCGCGUUCCUCCAAGAGCAUGGCGUCAAGUGCGAAGUGCUGUACAAGCCGAGCGGCAAGGACGCCAAGGGUGCCGUGGACGGCGCCGUCGAAGCGAUCAAGAACAACAAGAUUGAGAUGGUCAUCAACGUUCCCGAUGGCGGGUCGCAGCAGGAAGUGUCGGACGGGUACCUCAUCCGCCGCGCGUCGGUGGACUUUGGCGUGUCGCUCAUCAACAACAUCAAGUGCGCCGUGCUGCUGGUCCAGUCGUUGGAAAAGGUCAAGAAGCUCGAGAUCUGCCACAUUGGCGAGUACUAUGCCAUGCCUACCCUCGGAUGGAGCACUGGCAAGAGCCUCCUCGCCCGCAAAAUGUCUAUUUGCUAAUUAUCCUAACAACCUAUAUAAACACCGUCAACAUAUAAGCAAAGCACUUGACACCGAC